AUGCUGCGAGCCGCGAGCCGUCUCCCCGAGCCGCCGGCGGGGCAUGUGGCCGCCGGGUCCCCGCUCCUGCUGCUGCUACUGCUGUCUUGUUGCGCGGACGACUGCGGAGGUGCUCCAGUAUUGCCUCAAGGAUUACAGCCUGAACAAGAAUUACGGUUGUGGAAUGAGAUAAAUGAUGCUUGUUUGUCUUUGUUAUCCAUGCAUCCACAGCCUCAGGCAUCCAAUGCAUUGGAGGAGAUUUGCCUCACAAUUAUGCGGACUCUACCAAAGCCCCAGGAAACAGAUGAAAAAGAUAACACCAAAAGGUUCUUAUUUCAUUAUUCGAAGACUCGAAAGUUGGGCAAUUCAAAUGUUGUGUCUUCUGUCCUGCAUCCGCUGCUGCAGCUCGUCCCACAACUGCAUGAGAGAAGAAUGAAGAGGUUCAGAUUGGACGAAGAACUCCAAGGUCCUAUUGCAAGCCAAAGUAGAAGAUACUUUUUAUUCAGGCCACGCAAUGGAAGAAGAUCAGAAGGUUACAUUUAA
Budorcas taxicolor (takin) is the source of this 522-nucleotide messenger RNA. RefSeq names its product neuromedin U (gene NMU). The record is from RefSeq and is a predicted model, not a curated record. The coding region runs from base 1 to 522 and encodes 173 amino acids. Gene Ontology annotation, biological process: regulation of smooth muscle contraction. NCBI's taxonomy places the organism in Eukaryota, Metazoa, Chordata, Mammalia, Artiodactyla, Bovidae. Gene Ontology annotation, molecular function: neuromedin U receptor binding. The transcript has 9 exons.